AUGGCAGUACAAUAUUCCUCACUCCAAAAAAUUCCCCUCGCAUACGCAUCAUGCUCGAUCGGCUGCGAAGCGAGCGACACUCUCCCUCGCAAGCUUGAAGCCAUUAGUAAAGCUGGAUUUAUUUCGAUUGAGCUUUCAUUCCCAGACAUUAUUCAGUACGGCGCAAAUUUCCUUGGCCAUCCCAUUGCACCGGAUAAUAAUACUGAACUGAUCACGGUCGCCACGGAGAUCCGGAAAUUAUGCGCCGCCAAUGGCUUAACAAUCAUGAUGUUACAGCCCUUUGCCAACUUCGAAGGAUGGCCCAAGGGGUCGUUAGAGCGGGAGGAUGCGUUCAAAAGGGCGGAAGGCUGGAUUGAAAUAAUGAAAGUGGUUGGGACAGAUUUACUACAGGUUGGAGCGACAGAUACACCGGCAAACAAGAUCUCGACUGCUCGAGAGACUAUUGUCUCCGACCUACGCGAGCUCGCCGAUAUGCUUGCGGUGCACAACUUCCGUCUUGCAUACGAAAAUUGGUGCUGGUCCACCCAUGCCCCGGGCUGGAAAAGCGUCUGGGAGAUCGUCUCCGCUGUGGACCGGCCGAAUGUCGGGCUCUGUCUAGACACGUUCCAGACGGCGGGCAGUGAAUGGGGCGAUCCAACCGUGCCCUCCGGUCUGAUUGAGAGCGUAUCACCGGACGAGCUGCGAAAGAGAUUCGCGGCGAGCAUGGAUGAACUAGCCCGCACUGUGCCCCCAAGUAAGAUCUAUUUACUCCAAGUAUCCGAUGCAUACAAGGUGUCACCCCCGCUUGAGGACAAGGUUAUUGGGGGGCUGCGACCGCGAGGCCGGUGGAGUCAUGAUUUCAGACCGAUGCCGUAUGAUGGAGGAUAUCUUCCUAUCGAGGACAUGGCGAGGGCAGUCUUGAAGACUGGGUACAGGGGAUGGUUUACAAUGGAAAUUUUUGACGCAGGUCCGGAAGGAAAGGGCAAGAAAUACGAUAUGGACACCUUUGCUAAGAAAGCGAUGGAUAACAUGCAGAAGUUCUUGAAGAACUGCGCUACGGAUUCUUGA
This is a messenger RNA of Penicillium macrosclerotiorum, 1047 nucleotides long. Its product is annotated as sugar phosphate isomerase/epimerase family protein. The record is from RefSeq and is a predicted model, not a curated record. The coding region runs from base 1 to 1047 and encodes 348 amino acids. Lineage: Eukaryota; Fungi; Ascomycota; Eurotiomycetes; Eurotiales; Aspergillaceae. The transcript has 2 exons.